CAAGAUUCGGUUAGAAACAUUUACAUAUGAUAAGUCUGUAGAGCAUAUGGACUAUAGGAAGGUUCUUAUAGAUUCUAUAAAUAAUGACUUUCCUAAAAAAAGAACAACUUCUAAAGGCAAAACUGUCGGAAAUGUAUAUGAUUACCUAGAACGUGAAAUUUGCAAGCCUGAAGAAAAAUCUGAAAAGACUACGUGUCAAGUAAGAUUCGAAGAAGACAUAUCUCAUAAGGAUAAUGUUGUUGAUAAUAUUGGCAAGAAAGAUUCGAUAAUAACAUAG
Molecule: messenger RNA, 277 nt
Organism: Cetraspora pellucida
Lineage: Eukaryota; Fungi; Glomeromycota; Glomeromycetes; Diversisporales; Gigasporaceae
Source: the annotation of a GenBank genome assembly